Molecule: messenger RNA, 1386 nt
Organism: Arachis duranensis
Lineage: Eukaryota; Viridiplantae; Streptophyta; Magnoliopsida; Fabales; Fabaceae
Exons: 3
Coding region: 1-1386 (461 amino acids)
Source: RefSeq, a predicted model, not a curated record
AUGCACGAGAGGACUCCGGUUCUUGACACGGGUGAAGAGGAUUACAACCUAGACGGAAGUGGAGAGUUUCGGGUUGGCCACAAGUUUAAAAGCCGAGAGGCAGUGCUUCAGGGUGUGAAGAACUACAGUAUUCGGAAGAGUGCGGAUGCCGACAAGCUGAUAAUGGGUGUCAAUGGAGCCUCCGUGUGGCACUUCGACAGAACCUCAGAUACUGGUAAUAUUAAGUUUAUAUGUGUCUUUCAAUACUUCAUUACGAUAUCGGAGGUUCGGAGGGUGGGUGGAGUGCAUGCUUGUCUAGCCCCCACCAUGUCUCAAGACUAUUGUCAGCUAGACAACAGUCUGAUAUGCCGGGUCAUCUUGCCAUUGAUUCAGUCUAACCCGUCUGUCAGCAUUCCAGUUUUGCAAAGUGCGGUCCAAGCGAGCUAUCACUUCAAACUAUCGUACAGAAAGGUGUGGAUGGCCAAGCAGAAGGUAAUUGCACAAAUCUAUGGGGAUUGGGAGGAGUCGUACAAUAAGGUUCUCAAGUUGCUUCAGGCCAUGCAGAGCUAUUUUUCUAGUACCAUUUGUGACCUCUGCGUCAAACCAUUCUACGAUGGGCACUUCCUGGUACGUGACUACAGUAUGUUUGACAAGGUAUUUUGGUCUUUCCCGUUAUGUGUAGAAGCCUUCAAGCAUUGCAAGCCCUUUGUCUCUGUAGAUGGUACGCAUUUGUAUGGCAGGUAUGGUGGUGUCUUACUUAUUGCGGUGGCGCAAGAUGUGAAUAGCAACAUCCUGCCUAUUGCCUUUGCCAUUGUGGAGUCCGAGAGCACCGAGUCAUGGUCGUUCUUCCUAACUAAUCUGAGACGCCACGUCACCCCACAAGACGGCUCGCUAGUUAUCUCCGACAAAUCUCAGGCUAUCAAGGUAGCGCUUAGUGCCGAUGACAGCGGUUGGCAUCCCCCUAGAGCCAACCAUGCUUACUGCAUAAGACACAUGACUGCGAACUUCAUGACACGGUUCAAGUCAGCCGAGGGCAAGAGGUACCUCAUUAACGCUGCUUAUAGUCCAAGCAAGGCCGGUUACAAGUGGUACAUAGAUGCAUUGAGAGGAGUCUCGCCAACCAUGGUUGAGUGGGCUUGUAGCAUCGGGCAUACUGUCAAAGGGUCUCAGGAUCGUCGAUGGGGGGGCAUCUGUCAGACACGAUCAUGCAACCAGACCAGCUUCAGCGUGAAUGACUCCUUCCUCUAUGCCGCUUGCUUUGCCGCCACUAGAAGCCUGGCACCAAGCAGCUGCUCCACCAUCACCCACGUCUCAGUGUUGUACCACCGACCAAAGUCACGAAGGCACCCCCAACGGGGUUUCCGUGUGCACGUAGGCUCAGGUGGUACGCUACGUCCUGCAGGGUGA